CAACCAACCAUGGGGAUACGUGUGCGUGCGCCCAAGAACAGCCCAACCGUGCCUGCCUGCCUGCCCAUUCGCAGCUUGCAAUGGCCAUCGCCACUGACUCUCCCCCUUCCUUCGCCCAGGUGCACCUUCCACAUUCAAUCCGUGACAAAUCGUCAAAGGUCCCAAGUCUCGCCUCACCUUCGUCGUCGGCGACUUCAUCCUCGGGUCCAAUCCAUACCCAACAAAACAAAGGAAACGUUGCCCAUCAUCUUCAAUCAUCUCCGCUUCCGUAAAUCUGUCAUUACAUCCUUCCCACCCAUGGAAAGAAAAGCCUGACCGACGCCUGCACCGGCCCCCUUCUAUUGCUGGUAUUACCUCAUUCAUGCCGUUGCCCCUUCCCAAGACCGAAAAAGU
Messenger RNA from Periconia digitata, 393 nucleotides. The record is from the annotation of a GenBank genome assembly. Lineage: Eukaryota; Fungi; Ascomycota; Dothideomycetes; Pleosporales; Periconiaceae.